Molecule: messenger RNA, 2594 nt
Organism: Lates calcarifer (barramundi perch)
Lineage: Eukaryota; Metazoa; Chordata; Actinopteri; Centropomidae
Gene: kcnk20
Product: potassium channel subfamily K member 13
Biological process (GO): stabilization of membrane potential; potassium ion transmembrane transport
Cellular component (GO): membrane
Molecular function (GO): potassium ion leak channel activity
Source: RefSeq, a predicted model, not a curated record
AGUGUAUUAAAUUGUUUUACAGCACACAAAAGAAGAAAAUCCACCUGCAGCCUUCACAUGUGACAAUGAAGAAAGAUUUCUCGUGCUGCUGCUCAUCUCUGAUUCCCAGCAGAGAAACUACUAGUUUCUAUCUGCUCGGUGUGCUCAUUGCUCUUUACAUGCUGGCUGGUGCUGCCACAUUUUCCUCCUUAGAGAGACCAGCGGAGUUACAGGCUCACCAGGUCUGGGAGAGGAGGCUGAGGGACUUCAGUCGUGAGCAUAAAAUUAGUUGUGAAGACCUGAAACGUCUUUUGCGCCACUAUGAAGAAGCCAGGACAGCAGGCAUACGGACAGAGCGAGGCAGAGCCCUGUGGGACAUCCCAGGUGCUUUCUAUUUUGUGGGAACUGUGGUCUCCACCAUUGGAUUUGGAGUGACAGCCCCAUCCACUGUGACAGGGAAGGUCUUCCUUGUUUUCUACGGGUUGCUGGGCUGCUCAGCUACCAUACUCUUCUUCAAUCUUUUCCUCGAGAGAGUCAUAACAUUACUCAGCCUCCACAUAUUCUGGUGCCACGGCAGGAGGAGCAGACACAGCAGACUGGAGGGGAGAGCCAGCGAGAGUGAUGGAAAUGAAGACUGGAAACCGUCUGUAUACCAAAUCACACUCAUCCUUUUUGUUGCCGUCCUGCUGGUUGCAUGUGUGGCUGCCUCCCUCUAUUCAGCUAUGGAGGGCUGGACUUACUUGGAGUCCCUCUAUUUCUGCUUUGUGGCGUUCAGCACAGUGGGCUUUGGGGACUUUGUGAGUGGCCAGAGAGAACACCAUGAGGACACUCAGGCGUACCAGGUUGCUAACUGUCUCCUGAUGCUCUUAGGAGUGUGCUGCACCUAUUCUCUCUUUAACGCUAUCUCUGUGAUCAUCAAACAAGGACUGAACUGGAUGCUGAAGAUGCUGGCCUGGAUGUACAGCGGUGCAGUCCAGUAUAGACUGCAACUCCAACCACUGUUCAAACUCUGUUUCUGUGACUCUGAGCCAACCAUAUGUUAUUGUGAAGAUGACAGCCUGCAUAGGCAGCGGGUACAGGCAGUUUUUAGUUCAGCCCACAGUAUGCUAUGGCGCUCCUCUGUUCCCAGUGCUAUUGGUAAAUGUCUUUGUGAUGAAGCUAAAGUGGAAACAGUGUGUCACAGAAACUAUGACAGAGGCCAGGAUAAUUAUUCAUAUGAAAAGAAUGAAGACUAUGCUACACCACUGCCUACUUAGCCAAAUUGAAAUAUUUCAGAAAAUACUGUCAACACAGUGAAAUGCAGAGAUGAGAUAUACUCAGAUUAACAUGUGUAGAAUUUUUUGCCUUUUGAGCACUUCUGGUACCAAGUGAAUGUUUAUCCUGAGGGAAGCAGGCAAUAAAUUCACAAGUCACACAUACACACUCAUGACCAGCAGAAUUGCACAUCUUCCAAUAAAAUCUUCAUUUCAUCAAUACUUGACUUAAAAAGACAGCUGGUUACCACAGUGUCCAAGUAUUUGUACUCAGGGACCAUAUCAAUGUUGGUGUCCUGGAUGGGGAAAUACAGUGCCGUGUGAGUUACCAGCAAAUUUAAAAACAUGCCUCUUACAUCAUUGUGUUUACAGUCAUUUGUAUACAAGAUUUAAAAAAAGAUUAGAAAUUAUGCAACCCUUGGGAAAUCACGUGUAGAGUAGGAGUGAAAUUUGGAGGACAAUACACCACUGAGCCUGACACACUAAAACAUCUCUAUCACGAAAUCCACUCUCCAACCCAUGAGAUUUUAAUUUGCAUUAAAGGAAGUUUGUCAGUAAAUAGAUAUGGCUGGUUAUUGUUGAAUAAUCAUUCCAUUACUGAGAGCACUGAAUCCAACUGCUUCACUAAUGGUAUAACUUUAGCUACAUUUUUUUUUUCCUAAAAUGAAAUGAACUGAAUUGAGAGGGAGGCAUGAACAGACCGUACAUGUGCCCACUGGCCCAGCCUACUUGGGCCUGUGCCUAGUAGGCCCAUACUGUAUUUAGAUUGUUAGAUUGUUAGAGUGGUUUGUCUUGGUUACACUCAACUGAGAAAAACCAAUGAAACACACACAUAUGCAGCUGCACACAUAUGUCUGCACCUGGUUUUGAUAUACAUUUACAAUCAAGGUCUGUAUCAGUUAUCUGAUAAAGUUCUACUUUGUGAAAGAUGCAGACUACGAUUGGGCCCUCAUAAAAUUCCAGAGGCUUACUUCUGAUGUCUUAUCAAAACAAACAUUUGAAGUGAUCAUCUGUGAAGCCUAGCCAAACUGUUCAUAUGUAAAUGGACUGUGUCUGUAAUAUCAGUUUAUCUGUAGCUUCAUCUGGACUGGGCUUGUGAACAAAGCUGUAAUGGUAGGAAUCUGAAUAAAAUUUGGAACAUGUUGGUGGUGUUUUAGUGGAGGUCUCAAAUUGCUUUACUGGAUCUGUUUGUUCUCUUACAUCAUGUCUGAUGCAACACUGCAUGUUUUAUUGUUGUCAGCAUACUUCUUCACUGGGCAAUAUUAGAGAAAUGUCUCCCUCUGCUGGAGUGAUUUGUAACCUACAUGGAAAGAUGAGUCACUGAGGUGGUUACAGUACAAUGCACUAUACUGGUGUUUUAUA